Guyanagaster necrorhizus is the source of this 847-nucleotide messenger RNA. RefSeq lists its product as uncharacterized. The transcript has 6 exons. The coding region runs from base 179 to 667 and encodes 162 amino acids. The record is from RefSeq and is a predicted model, not a curated record. NCBI's taxonomy places the organism in Eukaryota, Fungi, Basidiomycota, Agaricomycetes, Agaricales, Physalacriaceae.
AAUCAACCGAAACAAGGCCUUCUAAUAAAUCGAUCAAAAUUACUACUCAGGCGGCUCUGUCCAGACAUAUACUCGGAUCAUUUUGCCUAUUAGCACUGGACAUGACUAAAAUACAAAGCCCUUACCUUCCCGUCUUUCACGGAUUCUGACUUGGAUUGUCUAGAAAUAUUGUCGAAACAUGUUACGGACGUCGAACUUUGGAACUGCAGUCCAUCAAAUGGUACCCGUGGUUCAGCACCUGAGUGUACAAAAGGACUCAAAAUGUAGGAUUGGGACAGCAGCCUCAGCAGCACCCACUCUGUUCUCGCAUACACAUUUCCCACUCACAAUUAUACAAUUCAAGCCUGCUAACUUGGUCAGCGUGGCCUUCUUGGCUUCUUCUGUUGCAGCUAUCUGUCCCGGUUACAACUAUGGAAUCAUAGACCUCGGGUAUGACGUCGGCACUGGAAAGGAGGGCUACGCCGUGGUGGAUGAUUCUUGUAACCAGGUGGCUGGAGCCAUUACUACCAAUGUCUGCGACGAACCACUGUUCUCCUGCUCGCCGGCGCCUAUCACGAUUACAGGCCUCCAUUAUGGUGGUCAAAACUAUGCUUGCAGAGGCGACGUUAACUCAGGAUCUUGCAACGGUGCUGCCGUCCAAGUUUGUUGCCGAAAUGAUGGAAACUGAUGCCCUUUGACAAACAUCCAUCUUCGCUAGUAGCUUUCGACAAUAGAUGUCCUAUUUCUGCAUAUAUACAGGUUUACCAUUUGACUGGUGAAUGGAUGAUCAUUGAAAUUUUAAAAGCUUUGAGGAGAACAAAACAAUGCAGCGAGAAGGGGGAAAGCUCGUAUGGCAGCGAGACUCGAG